AUGGCCUACCAUCAACAACCCCAACCCCGAUACGGACACUGCGACUCAUACUGGGUCGAAUCGCAUGAUGAUGGUGUCUACGCUAUGCGAGCAGAAGCUCGCGAGCGCCAGAGAGCAAUCGCAAGGAUGCAACAGCGAGCACUUGCUGAGGAACUGUCAAGACUCACCGCUGAUGAGUACCAAGAGGACAUCAUGCAACACAUGAUCCACAUGGAGACAGAGAUCCAAUGGUUCAUGAGGCCCUACCUGCUCGACUUCUUGGUAGAAGCACACGCCGCUUUCCAGCUACUACCCGAGACUCUUUUCCUCGCUGUCAACCUCCUUGACCGUUACUGCUCCCGCCGUGUCGUCUACAAACGCCAUUACCAACUCGUUGGCUGUGCUGCUCUGCUCAUCGCCGCGAAGUAUGGCGACAAGAAGGACAGAGUGCCAACUGUACGAGAACUGAAGUCUAUGUGCUGCUCCCUUUACGAUGACGAGAUGUUCACUCAGAUGGAGUGGCACGUUCUGCAAACCCUCAACUGGGUCAUUGGACAUACCACUGUCGACGCUUUCCUCCAGAUCGCUCUCUCUGAGGCGCCUUACGAUGCCGAAGUUGAGCACAUGACCUUGUACAUCGCCGAGAUUGCUCUUUUCCAUAAGGAGUUCGUAUCUACCCGACCAUCUGUAUUGGCUCGGUCCGCUCUUGCCCUUGCUCGAUGUGUGCUUUCGCGCCCUCAAGCUAGGACUACUGACUGGGCUGGAGCUUACGAUGCGCAAACAGUCAUUGGUCUGUCGAACCACCUCUACCAGCCUUCCCUCGUACUCUCCCGCAAGUAUGCUUCCAUGCAUCUCUCCAACGUUUCUGGCACUGUCGAUGAGUUCCUUGCACGACAAGCUCAAAUGGCUCGCCGGGCUGCGGCACCGCCAACACCACCGCCGACUGUCACUGUUGAUGAGGCCAAGCCUGCGUCAGAUGCGUAUGGACCCCAGACACCUCAGAAGAACCCUUACGGUGCUGCAAUGGUCCAGCAUGGAUGCAUGACUCCUCCCAUUACUCCCGAAGGCGACCAUUUCGGACAGGGCUAUGUUGUCAAGUCACAGCCCAUGCCAGCAUACCCAACAACACCAACACCAGACCAUCCGGCAAACAUGCAACAACAGGCCCAGUACUACCAUAACUCCUACCUUCACCCUCAGCACAUGUAA
Molecule: messenger RNA, 1188 nt
Organism: Parastagonospora nodorum SN15
Lineage: Eukaryota; Fungi; Ascomycota; Dothideomycetes; Pleosporales; Phaeosphaeriaceae
Exons: 2
Coding region: 1-1188 (395 amino acids)
Biological process (GO): mitotic cell cycle phase transition; regulation of cyclin-dependent protein serine/threonine kinase activity
Cellular component (GO): centrosome; cyclin-dependent protein kinase holoenzyme complex; nucleus
Molecular function (GO): cyclin-dependent protein serine/threonine kinase regulator activity
Source: RefSeq, a predicted model, not a curated record